AUGAAGAUAUCGGUGCCGUGGGCUCGGAGGACACCAUCAGAACUGAUUCUUCUCUCUGCUGCCCUGGGCUGCCUUGGUUUGCCCGGCUCCAGAGGUGAAAGGCCACAGUCUCUUGAGUCAAAUGCAGUCAAUGAGAGCCUCGCCAAGAGCAGACACACACGGAAUGUGGAUGUCUCACUGAUGCCUAUUGAUUGUGAACUUUCCAGCUGGUCCUCCUGGACCACGUGUGAUCCCUGUCAGAAGAAAAGGUACAGACAUGCCUACUUGCUCCGGCCCUCUCAGUUCAAUGGGGAACCAUGUAACUUCUCUGACAAGGAAGUUGAAGACUGUGUUACCAGCAGACCAUGCAGAAGUCAAGUGCAAUGUGAAGGCUUUGUGUGUGCACAGACAGGGAGGUGUGUAAACCGCAGGCUUCUCUGCAACGGGGACAACGACUGUGGAGACCAGUCAGAUGAAGCCAACUGUAGGAGGAUUUAUAAAAAAUGUCAGCAUGAAAUGGACCAGUACUGGGCAAUUGGCCGUCUGGCCAGUGGGAUCAAUCUGUUCACAAACAGCUUCGAGGGCCCCGUCCUCGAUCACAGGUAUUACGCCGGUGGAUGCUCCCCCCAUUACAUACUGAACACGAGAUUUAGGAAGCCAUACAAUGUGGAAAGCUACACCCCACAGACCCAAGGCAAAUACGAAUUUGUGCUGACAGAAUAUGAGUCGUACUCAGAUUUUGAACGUAGCAUCACGGAGAGAGGAAAAAGCAUGUCUAGUUCCGGCUUUGGUUUAAAAAUACCUGGAAUAUUUGAAGUUGGCAUUAGCAGCGCAAGUGCUAACGGCAAACAUUUUAUUCGCAGAAUCAAACGAUUCUCUCACACCAAAAGCACAUUUCUGCACGCGCGCUCUGACCUUGAAGUAGCACGUUACAAGCUGAAGCCCAGAAGCCUCAUGCUCCAUUACGAACUCCUUCAGAGAGUCAAGCUGCUGCCCCUGGAGUACAGUUACGGGGAGUACAGAGAUCUCUUCCGUGAUUUCGGGACCCACUACAUCACAGAGGCCGUGCUGGGGGGCAUUUACGAAUACACACUCAUUAUGAACAAAGAGGCCAUGGAGAGAGCAGAUUACUCCCUUAAGGACGUCCAAGCCUGUGCCAAGAAUGAUUUCAAAAUCGGUGCUGCCAUCGAGGAGGUCUAUGUCAGUCUGGGUGUGUCCGUGGGCACAUGCCAGGGUAUUCUGAGGGAAAUAAAAGACAGAAACAAGAGAGACACCAUGGUGGAUGACUUGGUGGUCCUUGUGCGAGGAGGGGCAAGUGAGCACAUCACCGCCCUGGCGUAUAAGGAGCUGCCGACCGCGGACCUGAUGCAGGAGUGGGGAGACGCCGUGCAGUACAACCCAGACAUCAUCAAAAUUAAGGCAGAGCCUCUGUAUGAACUGGUGACGGCCACAGACUUCGCCUACUCCAGCACAGUAAGGCAAAACAUGAAGCGGGCCCUGGAGGAGUUUCAGAAGGAAGUCAGCUCUUGCCACUGUGCUCCUUGCCAAGGGAAUGGAGUUCCUGUCCUGAAAGAAUCCCGCUGUGAGUGCAUCUGUCCUGUCGGAUUCCAGGGCCCAGCCUGCGAGGUCACCUAUGAGAAAAAUGUCCCCAUUGAUGGGAAAUGGAAUUGCUGGUCAGACUGGUCUCCGUGUUCUGGAGGACAGAAAACGAGACAAAGGCAGUGUAACCAUCCACCUCCUCAGAAUGGAGGCAGCCCCUGCGUGGGCCCUGCUUCAGAAACACUUAACUGUUAA
Molecule: messenger RNA, 1773 nt
Organism: Prionailurus viverrinus (fishing cat)
Lineage: Eukaryota; Metazoa; Chordata; Mammalia; Carnivora; Felidae
Gene: C8B
Product: complement C8 beta chain
Exons: 12
Coding region: 1-1773 (590 amino acids)
Biological process (GO): immune response
Cellular component (GO): membrane attack complex
Molecular function (GO): protein binding
Source: RefSeq, a predicted model, not a curated record